AUGGACAUUCUUAGAAUGCUCGUUGCCCUGGUGCUGGUAUUUUGUUCUCUUGCGGUGGCGUUGCAAUUCGUACUGGGCCCCAUUUACGGCGGCAUAGGACAGGCCGAAUUGGCGGUAUGGUAUUACCUCGAUAUGCUGAUGGCAGUCUCUAUCGUGAUUACGGUGGCGGUCCAACUUCAGAGGAAACGGGCAGCGGACCGGAGCCGGGGAGAAAAUCUGAAUCGGGAACGCCUUGAAGCCAACGUCAUGUUCUAUUUGUCCCUGAUUGUUGCCCUGUGGUUCUUCCGCAACUGGUUCGAUUUCCUGUCUUCAGAUCCAAUUGGCGACCAGUCGGCGGCCACUAUGGUCAUCUGGUACAUACUCGAUCCUUUGUUGGUAAUUCUGGUGGGACUGACCGGUAUGCGUUUGUGGCGCAGUUCGGCGCCUUCGGGGAGCUACAUGAACACCGGUCGAAGUUAG
Messenger RNA from Geodia barretti, 459 nucleotides. The record is from the annotation of a GenBank genome assembly. Lineage: Eukaryota; Metazoa; Porifera; Demospongiae; Tetractinellida; Geodiidae.